Sparassis crispa is the source of this 1785-nucleotide messenger RNA. Its product is annotated as beta-lactamase/transpeptidase-like protein. NCBI's taxonomy places the organism in Eukaryota, Fungi, Basidiomycota, Agaricomycetes, Polyporales, Sparassidaceae. The record is from RefSeq and is a predicted model, not a curated record. Bases 1 to 1785 code for a protein of 594 amino acids. The transcript has 7 exons.
AUGCCUUGGCUAUCUAUCCGAGUACUGACCGGAACGUUCCUUGCAUGCGCAACAGUGAUUGCGAGCUUAGAGCUCUCGCAGAAUCCUCUUGUAGCUGGUGUUGGAUACGCUGGCUCUGGGAGACGAGCCAUCACUCCCGAGUUCUCUGCGUAUCUCGAAGAAGUACUCAUUAAUGCCACGAUUCCGGGAGUCGCAAUUGGCAUUGUUCAUCGUAGGGGUGAUAAGCCAGACUAUGAGUUAGCCGCGUGGGGACGCAAAACAGAGCAAAGUGACGGACAUGAUCUUACCCCUGAUUCGCUCUUUGGCCUCGCUUCCGUCUCCAAAGCAUUUCUGGUGAGCUCCCUUGGGGUGCUUAUGGAGGAUUUCGCUGCGCGCCGCAACGUGACGGCGCUGCCACGCGCGAUGACGCGCUUUGACUGGGACACGAAGGUCUCUGACUUGCUUCCCGGUGAGUGGGCACUCGCGGACACUUGGGCGAGUGAAAAGGCGAGCCUGAGGGACGUACUCUCACAUGUUUCUGGACUACCACGACAUGACUUCUCGUACGGAUCUGGCGAUGGACCGGGCGACGUCGUGCGGCGCCUGCGCUACCUACGACCCGUGUAUGAGCUGCGUGAGCAGUGGUCGUACAACAACCAGAUGUUCAUGCUCGGUGCCCACAUCGUCACGAAGUACGCGGGCAUUCCGUACACCGCGUUUGCGUCCAAUCGCAUAUUCGCACCGUUGAAUAUGUCGACGACGACGUUUUGGCCCCAGGAGGCGGCGCCGCGGUUGACGCAGUCGUGGACGAACUUCGGACGGCGGGUGCCGUUCUGGUUCCCUGAUGAAAUGGUGGAGCUCAACGCCGGUCCUGGUGGUGUAAUUUCCAGUGCAGAGGACAUGGUCAAGUGGGUCGCGACGCUGUUGAACGAAGGCGUGGACCCUGUGACAAAUCGGACAAUUGUCCCUCUGGCGACUUUCAACGCAAUGACGACUGCGUACGCUGUGUCUAGAGGCGUAUCGGACGUCAGCAUCCCGGAGCUGUCGAUUGAGGGGUACGGUAUGGGUUGGUUCCGGGAGUCAUACGAGGGUCAUGAUAUUCUGUCCCAUACGGGUGCUAUCCCUGGUUUCUCGACACAGGUUGCGUUCUUGCCUGCUGAUGACUUGGGCAUCGUGAUACUUGCGAAUGCGGACGACAAAGCAGUGGCCAACGCAGCAAUUAUGUAUCGCAUCAUCGAAGACGUGUUGGGAUCAUCUCGUGUGGACAGACCAGUGACAAGCGAUGUUGAACCAGACACCAACACAGAGACAGAACACAGGGGUGGAGGGAAGCGAGACCUCACGCUGGCGUUGGAAGACUACGCGGGCACGUACGGAAACUUAGGGUACGGCGCCAUCACGCUGUGCGCCCCGGACAGCGACUCGCACCUCUGCACGUCCGUGCUUGCUGAUUUCGCGCCGUUUGAGCACUUUGGCAAUGGAUCGGCCCCGGAAACUAGACUGUAUGCGGCAUUCCCGCGAGUGUGGGCGACCCACCUCCGUCUGACGCGUCUGAGGAGCGAGGAGUUUGCAAUUAUUGCAACCGCGCUCUUUCCGAGAGGUUAUGGCCAGAAUAAAAGCGCGUUCGAGACGUGGGAGCCCGCAACCUCCGAGGGUCGUGCGGUGUUUAUGGUGGAAGAAGAAGAGGGUAAGCAGAGAGUGAAGGGUUUCAGUCUGAUCAUCCACGCGGAGGCAACGGAAUAUAGGAAGCGGCGCGGGCUGAGCGGCGUCAAGGACCUGGAGGAUGCGUGGUUCGAGAAAGUGUAA